AUGAGCAGUCACGAGGAAAUGGAUGCAGUCUCGUCCGGUGUGAGCGUCCCACCCGACACCAAAUUUGAUCUAACGAAUCGUCUGGCGCCUUUCAUGGAUCUUCACUUUAUGUUCCCACUUAUUGACUUUCUAUCCAGUAGCGAGCUGUAUGACGAAGCAAAUCUCAUGGCGGCCAAACUAGCAUUACUAAAGCCCACUAAUAUGGCGGAUUUUGCCGUGGAGAUUUAUGAGACGCUGCAUGGAACAGACAACGUGCCGCAGGAGUUUGAGACGCGUCGAAGUGAGAUUUUGGAUGCGCUGAGCUUUGCUAAGAGCGAGUGUGGCCCCAUGCUGAGCCUCAUUGAGGAUGAGGAAAAGAUCAUGCAACUGCAGAGUGAGAAUCUGCUUAAUGCUAACCACCUCGAGCAGAACGAGGGCAUUACACCUGCUGUGCUUGAUGGUCUAUACAAGUACGCCAAGCUGCAAUACGAGUGUGGCAAUUACCAGGACUGCCUUACGUACCUCACAUACUACGGGGUGCUCAUCCCCAAUUCAUCAGAGCAAUACUUGAACGCACUGUGGGGCAAGCUCGCCGCUGAGAUCCUCAUCUUCCGCUGGGAGGACGCACUGGCUGACAUCUCCCGCAUCAGCGACGUCAUUGAGAGCAGCACCAUUAUGAGCCCAGUUGAGCAGCUCCAGCAGCGCACGUGGCUGCUGCACUGGUCGCUAUUUGUAUUUGCGUGGCACGAAGAGGGUCGCGACGCAAUUGUCGACUUCAUGCUGCAGUCGCGCUGCGUUGAGGCCAUCCAGAGCAACGCACCUUGGCUCCUGCGCUAUCUCUGCGCUGGCGUUAUUUUGCACAAGCGUCGCCGCAAUCUCAUUAAGGACCUGCUUCGUGUGCUACGCGUCGACGACAAGGGCUACUGUGACCCGAUAGUGGACUUUGUUGAGUGUCUUUUCAUUAACUUCGACUUCGAGUCCGCCCGGGAGAAGCUGCGCGAGUGCGAGGUCGUGCUGGCUAGCGACUUUUUCCUUUACGAGAAGAACUCGACAGAUUUCAUGGAGGCCGCACGCCUGGCCAUCUUUGAAAUGUACUGCCGUGUGCACUGCACCAUUGACAUGAAGGUGCUGUCGUCCAAGUUGGCAAUGCAGGAGGACGGCGAGGCUGAGAAGUGGAUUGUGAAUCUGAUCCGUAAUGCUCGCCUUGACGCUAAGAUCGACUCCCAAGAAGGACUUAUCGUUAUGGGAACGCCGCAGAACUCGGUCCAUCGUCAGAUUAUCGACAAGACUCGAGAUCUCGCGGCACGGACUUGUAGCAUGGUGGCACAGUUUGAGCGCAUGGGUAAGCGAAAGACCUUGCAGUGA
This is a messenger RNA of Peronospora farinosa, 1344 nucleotides long. Lineage: Eukaryota; Oomycota; Peronosporomycetes; Peronosporales; Peronosporaceae. The record is from the annotation of a GenBank genome assembly.